Messenger RNA from Leguminivora glycinivorella, 2359 nucleotides. It is a transcript of the gene meigo, whose product is annotated as solute carrier family 35 member B1 homolog. Gene Ontology annotation, cellular component: Golgi membrane; endoplasmic reticulum membrane. NCBI's taxonomy places the organism in Eukaryota, Metazoa, Arthropoda, Insecta, Lepidoptera, Tortricidae. The record is from RefSeq and is a predicted model, not a curated record. The transcript has 9 exons. Bases 213 to 1418 code for a protein of 401 amino acids. Gene Ontology annotation, biological process: UDP-galactose transmembrane transport. Gene Ontology annotation, molecular function: UDP-glucose transmembrane transporter activity; UDP-galactose transmembrane transporter activity.
UGUUGUUAGUACGUGUAGUUUUUGUAUUUGGUGCCGCGAUUCAAAACUUUUACUUGAUAACUAACUCAAAUUUGCAAAACGUGGCUCAGUCGGUUGUUUCUUUUCAAGUGCACUAGUUAAGGAUAUUGACCAAUAAACCUUUUAUUGGCCCUCCUGACAGAAUAAGGAUAAGUUUCUUAACUAGAUAAAAAGCCGUGUUAACGUAAACAACAAUGGCUAAACCUAGAAGUGAAUUUAGGUUUAUUUUCUUCGCUGGUGGUAUAUUUAUUUGCUACUUCAUAUUCGGAAUGCUUCAGGAGAAAAUAACUCGCGGGUUAUAUGGCGACAAUGAACAGUUUACCUGCACUUUGUCACUGGUUUUGGUCCAGUGCGUGGUGAACUAUAUUUUUGCCCAGAUCUUGAUGCUUUCUUGGAAACAUGAGACGGACACAACUAGAAAAAUUUACUACUUUUCGUCUGCAUUAACUUAUCUGCUGGGUAUGGUGAGCUCUAACAUGGCAUUGCAAUGGAUCAACUAUCCCACACAGGUUGUUGGUAAAGCAGCCAAGCCCAUACCUGUUAUGAUCCUAGGAGUGCUAAUAGGUCGCAAAGUGUACCCUCUUAAAAAGUACCUAUUUGUAUUUCUGAUAGUUUUGGGCGUAGUUAUUUUCAUGUUCAAAGAUCAGAGUAAAAAGGUAGCUCACGAGAGCCAGGGCCUCGGAGUUGGUGAGCUGAUGCUGUUCCUUUCACUGAUCAUGGAUGGGCUGACGGGAGCUGUGCAGGAACGGAUGAAGAGUGAGUCCUCACCAUCAGCAUAUUCAAUGAUGGUCAAUUCAAAUGGAUGGUCAUCAAUAAUCUUAUCAAUUGGCGUGUUAUUGACUGGUGAAAUGUUCCGGUUCAUCACUUUUGUGUCCAAGUAUCCUGAAGUUUUGGUGCACCUUGCGGGAUUGGCAUUCAUGGGAGCCCUGGGCCAAUUGUUCAUAUUCUUCAUGGUGUCAGAGUUUGGGCCCCUCCCUUGCUCGGUGGUGACCACUACAAGGAAGUUCUUCACGGUGCUGGCCUCGGUGCUCAUAUUCGGGAACGUGCUGCUCGGGCGGCAGUGGAUAGGCGCCACUAUAGUAUUCACUGGUUUGUUCCUGGACAUUUUCUACAGCAAAGGAAAAGGUCAGGUGCCGAAAAAGGUGCUGGCCGAGGAGGCGCACCCCCUGGAGAACCUGGACCGCGGCGCGGCGCAGGAGGCGCUCAGCAAGGCGCAGUCCGAGCUCAGCUCCGCCAGCGGAGACAAGGAAGCAAUAUAUGAGCGCGAUGAAGAACCCCUGGAAGGACCUGAGGAAGUGUGUGGUGUAGCUCCAGAGCGCGAACUUCCAGACGCUGCCGCCGAGCGGCGCCUCCGUCAUGUUGAUGAUGUUGGUGAUGCCCAGCAGCGGCAGCAGCACUAGCGCGGCUCGAACCGCUUUCCUAAACAUUUGAUAAAGAAACCAAUCAAUCCAUACUAAUAUUAUAAAUGGGAAAGUGUGUGUGUCUGUUUGUUUGUCCGUCUUUCACGGCAUCACGGAGCGACGGAUUGACGUGAUUUUUUAAGUGGAGAUAGCUUAAGAGAUAGAGAGUUACAGGCUAUUUUUUUGGUCUUUCUAACACCCCACUUCCCUAAAAUGGGUUCACCCCCCCAGUUUGUGUGGAGCUUUCCGCAAUUUCCGAAUUUAACGCGAGCGAAGCCGCGGGCCACAGCUAGUACGUAAUAUUAUUAUAGAGAAUGGACAGUUUUAUUGAAUAUUGUUCGUGUAGAUCUUUCAAAACAAUAUUAUUUCCACUCAAAAUCUUCUAGCUCUUAAUGAGACACGAGUAAAGUGUUUUAAGAAAAUUCAUACAUUCUUAUUAUUCCGUUUUGUUAUUGUAAAUUAUUAAUAAAAUAACUUAUAAAUUGGUAUUUUCUUUUUUUAUCGAAAUAAAAUGAAACUUCCUAAAUGUACCAAAAAAAUUGGCGGAAAACUUUAAAUACGAAAAACGUCCAGUCGAUGUAGCUUGAAAUUUCUGUUUUCAAAUUUGAAUCCCCCGAUUUGGAUCAGUAACUUACAUUUUGCGUACCUGUCAAAUUUUAACUAAACGUAAAUGGAUGUAGUUACGGAACUGUUUUUUUUGUGGCACACAUGCGACGCAAAAACUAAACGGUCCUUACUUGCAACGCCGUGCAUUCUUUGCUUAUCGGACAGCUGUUGCUAUUCAUCGCCGCCGUUGUCGCUAACAGGAAAACCGGCCAUAAUUACCUACAUUUAAUAAUAUUUAUUAUUCCUUUAGUUUUUGCCUGACGUCUGUGUGUGUAGGAGUUUGUGUACUAUCUUUAAAAUAGUUUAGUCAUUAAGGUCACACACUAACAUAGCAU